Molecule: messenger RNA, 993 nt
Organism: Medioppia subpectinata
Lineage: Eukaryota; Metazoa; Arthropoda; Arachnida; Sarcoptiformes; Oppiidae
Source: the annotation of a GenBank genome assembly
AUGAAUUUACAAUCAUUUUUCGCCCAAAUAUUGGCCACAAUUGGUUUCUAUCACUCAGACAAACCGUUUUCGCUGAAUAUUAUACAACCGGUAACCGACGGGCCGUACGGCACCGGCGGACCCGAUGGGCCCAUAUAUCCACUGUUCACCACAUCGACCGCCGAUUACGGUGGAGAUCUGGUCACUCAGUAUCAGACAAAAUGCGGUUUACCAGCGAAUAUGACACGAAUGAGUGGCACAAGAAUCGUGGGCGGAGUGGAUGUGUCUAUCAGUGACUAUCCCUGGCAGGUGUCACUCCAACGCUGGUCACCCAUCUUCGGGUCCACACACUUUUGCGGCGGUUCUCUCAUUCAUCCCAAAUGGGUUAUGACAGCCGCUCACUGUCUUGAAUGGGCGUUCAACGGCGAGACCCGAAAGGCGAUGACUGGCGAACUAAGACGGGUUCGGGUGAUCGCCGGGUCGGAGACUAUUGCCCCUCCGGCCACCAAUAGCCUAACCUUACGUAUAACCGAUGCUAUACUUCACCCGCAGUACGAGUCCCGCCGUGGGCUCAACGAUAUCGCACUCAUAGCCCUGGAAAAGCCCGUCAGAGUUCUGGCCAGAGGUCUGGCCAUUAACACUGUCUGUUUGCCGACCGAUAAGAAUAUGGUAAUAAACAAGAGGUUAAUCACCACCGGUUGGGGCACAACACAGGAAAACGGCGACGACUCCAUUGACCUGAAAGCCGUUGAGUUACCCCUCGUGCCCGCAAAACAGUGCAAAGAGAUGUACGGCCGGGGCUUCUCACCAGAGCUGGAAAUAUGUGCCGGUUCUGAGGGCAAGGACUCGUGUCAGGGUGACUCUGGAGGCCCUCUAAUCCAAAGAGACCGCACGGGAAGGGCUACUGUUGUGGGCAUAGUGUCGACGGGCAACGGGUGCGGUCGCCCCGGAUAUCCCGGUCUCUACACCAAAGUUCCCGCUUUUAUUGAUUGGAUCCGUAAUAUAAUUAAUUGA